Messenger RNA from Heterocephalus glaber (naked mole-rat), 1905 nucleotides. The record is from RefSeq and is a predicted model, not a curated record. NCBI's taxonomy places the organism in Eukaryota, Metazoa, Chordata, Mammalia, Rodentia, Bathyergidae.
CUGGAGACUCGGAGUCACUGUUGCCUUAGGGUCCCUGUUGCGGUUUCAGAAGGCAGGAUCUAGAGGCAGCAAAGUUACACAGGUGCAAGGCCCAGGGCGUUCUUUUCGUUUUGAUUUUCUCACAAUUUCCUUUCCUGACUCAGGGUAUCUUCAGACCAUCUUGAAAAGGAGGGAAAGAUGACUAGGAUGGCUCAGCCCUACCCUUCUUGGGUUUUCAUCAAUGACAGGACAUUCAUAACCAGGGAACAACUUAAUUCUUUAUUGAAUACCUAUAACAUUUUUUAUGAGAACCAGAAAAAUCUGCAUAUUUUAUGUGGACAGACUGAAGAUGGGAAACUAAUUGUUGAAGGAAUGCUGGACAUUUUCUGGGGAGUAAAACAACCUAUACAGCUGAAGAUACAAGAUGAAAAGCAGAUCUCUUCUUUUACCACACUGAAGUUAUCAGACGCCUUUUCCAGCAAAGGGAGAAUGACAUGCUGGGGGGAAUUUGAUGAUCUUUAUAAUAUUACUGACCUGGACAGAAACCAGAUUGCAGUGUCUGAAACAAGGAAUUCUCCGGAUGAUUAUUUAUCUUAUCACAGCAGAACUCUGAACCCAUAUGCAGAUGAAGAACCAGAAUCCCCAUUGCUCUACAGAACUAUGAGUGAAGCAGCCCUGGUGAGAAAAAGGACAAAGCCUUUGAUAGUGGACAGAAAAGAACAGCACUUCCACAGGGCCUCUAUUAACGGACAUUUCUAUAACUAUGAAACAUCGAUUUUUACCCCAGCCUUUGGAUCAGAAACUAAAGUCAGAAUAAACAGUAACAUGAGAACUGAAGAAGUAAUCAAGCAACUUCUCCAAAAAUUUAAGAUUGAGACUAGUCCUCGGUAUUUUGCUCUGUACAUUAUUUUUGCGACGGGAGAGCAGAGACAGCUAAAUAAAACAGAUAUUCCGCUACUGCAGAGGCUUCUACAAGGACCUUCCAGAAACAAUGCUCGCAUUUUUCUCAUGGAUAAAGAUACAGAAGAAAUUAGUAGUGAUGUGGCUCAGUACAUUAACUUUCAUUUUUCUCUCUUGGAAUCCAUUCUUGAAAGACUAAAUGAAGAAGAGAAAAGAGAGAUUCAAAGAACAGUAACAAAAUUUAAUACAGAAAAAGCCAUUCUACUGAAAUGUCUUCAAAGUAAACGUGCAGUAAAAACAGAGACAACAGUUUAGCAGUACAAGCUUCUAUUGCUGUAUCAUUUCAAAACUGUUAGGAAAUGUUACUAUUUGGUGAAUGCAUAAGGUCCAAAGUUGCAUUCAAAUAUAUACGACCUCGAAUCUAUAGAAAACUAAGAAUCAGAAGAGCUUGUUUCUCUUUGAAGUGAUGAGUUAACUAGAUUUCACAGGUAAACUAAAAUGAGAUUGAGUUUAGUUUCAGUAACUGAAAACAUCUUGGAUACUGUGUAUACCAAGUAUCUUUUAUAGUAAAACAUGUAAUAAACUUGAAUGUAAGUGGCAUCAUCAGAUAUCAUACAGUUUCAAAUUCUUUUAGCUUGAACCUGAAGAAAACAGAAGCAUCAGCAACCAACUCAGAAAUAACCAGAAGUUGAUGCUGCCAGUUUUUGAAAUAAAUAAGAAGUGCAUUCUUACACCAUCAAGGAUCUGAUGGCAACUUCAUGGCUCUAGCAUUUUCAUAAAAUCUAUGAUUAUAUAUGGGUUGAUGGUUUUUGAAUGUCUGUAAUACUAGAGAUAUUUGUUCUUUGGAAAAGAAAAGAUGAUGGACUCUAUUAAGAAAUCCAGAUUAUAAUUUUCUCAACUUUGGCCGUUCUUUUUCUCUUUCUCUGCUCUAUUGAUCACUUUCAAAACUAUUAUUAAGCCCUUUAAAAAUCAGUGUAAUUUUUUUUCUUUAUCCAAAUAAAUAUACCAAAGAGACUUAAUAUAUUG